Molecule: messenger RNA, 957 nt
Organism: Drosophila serrata
Lineage: Eukaryota; Metazoa; Arthropoda; Insecta; Diptera; Drosophilidae
Gene: ind
Product: intermediate neuroblasts defective
Biological process (GO): regulation of transcription by RNA polymerase II
Cellular component (GO): nucleus
Molecular function (GO): RNA polymerase II cis-regulatory region sequence-specific DNA binding; DNA-binding transcription factor activity, RNA polymerase II-specific
Source: RefSeq, a predicted model, not a curated record
ACAAAACCCACCAAGAUGUCACGUUCUUUUCUCAUGGAUUCCCUGCUCAGCGAUCGGCCAAAUUUGAAGAAGGAAACGAGUGGAAGUCCCACUGCCUCGGCUUCCGCUUCCGCUUCCGCCGCCGCUGCUGUGGCCGCGGCAGCCAUGUUGCCUUCGAUUCCAAUGCUUCCGUAUCCGGCCAGCUAUGUGGGCAGCUAUCUCUUCUCCCUGGGCAUCCAGCAGCAGCAGCAACAGGCCGCCGCAGCAGCUGCUCUCCAGCAUCAGCAGACGCUACACUCCAGUGCCAGUUCCAGUUCCAGUCCCACAUCGUUAUAUCACCCAUACGCCCAGUUGUUUGCUCCAAAACGCAAAUCCAGUGGUUUUGGCAACUAUGAGAGUUGUUAUCCUUCGCCACCGCUGUCUGCCAAUCCCAAUAGCCAGGCUCAGCAGCUGCCUCUACAUGGACUCUAUGGAACUCCAGGUGUACAUGGUUUACCUUUGCCCGAACCCAACAGCUUCUGCACUUCACCUUCGGCCUCGUCAUCCGCCUCUCAGGAUUAUGCCAAUAAUUAUGAUGAACCGCAGGGAAAGCGCUUCAAGCAUGAGUCCUCCUGCUCACCGAAUAGUUCGCCAUUAAAGGUGCCUUCAUCAGCAGCUAGCCAGGAUAUAACACCUUUGAUUAGCGACUAUGCAGAUUCCAGCAAAAGGAUCCGCACGGCCUUUACCAGCACUCAACUUCUGGAAUUGGAGCGUGAAUUCUCGCACAAUGCCUACUUGUCCCGUCUGCGACGCAUUGAGAUUGCCAAUCGCCUGAGACUCUCCGAGAAGCAGGUGAAGAUCUGGUUCCAGAAUCGUCGUGUCAAGCAGAAGAAAGGCGGCUCUGAGAGUCCCACAUUUAAUUUGUCCACCAAUUCGGGAAGUGGAAGUCCUCAGACAUCGCCGGUAGCCAAGGUUCAAGAACUGAAAGUGGAGGCUUAG